Zalophus californianus (California sea lion) is the source of this 1177-nucleotide messenger RNA. It is a transcript of the gene SLC51B, whose product is annotated as solute carrier family 51 subunit beta. Gene Ontology annotation, biological process: bile acid and bile salt transport. Bases 691 to 1077 code for a protein of 128 amino acids. The record is from RefSeq and is a predicted model, not a curated record. Lineage: Eukaryota; Metazoa; Chordata; Mammalia; Carnivora; Otariidae. Gene Ontology annotation, molecular function: transmembrane transporter activity; protein heterodimerization activity. The transcript is spliced from 5 exons. Gene Ontology annotation, cellular component: plasma membrane.
GCAGACGCUUAACCCACUGAGCCACUCAGGCGCCCCUAGAUAUUUUUUCUUUACUCGAGGCCAACAUAUAAGAAGGAAAGCUUGGAGCUCCUGGUUCUUUGGGAUCAUGAAAGAAGGAAAGCAUGCAGCUCCUGGUUCUUUGGGAGCAUGAAAGAAGGAAAGCAUGGAGGUCCUGGUUCUUUCAGAUCCUUAAAGUUAGGUGGAGCCAGUUUGCCAUCCGGGGCCACUCAUUCAAGAGGUCAUUCACCCUGCAGUGACGGAGGAGGUUCCAGGCCUGGGCGUGUGCUAAGGGCAGAGCUCCCAGAUGGGCCCCACUGCCACAGGCUCGUAGCACUGCCCCGCGGGUGACAGCUGUGUGGAGUGCUCAGGUGCAGAGACCAUCGGGUGCUCCUUUGAGAGAAGGAUCUAGAAACUAGUGCUUGCUCUCAACAGCAGAUCAAGGUGGGACCCAGAAGCGGGAUCCAGGGUCAAUGCUCUUCUCCACACCUAACGAAUCUCACUAAAGACUUGAGUGACUCCUACUUCGAUGGUUUCUGCCUCUCCAGAUUCCACCUGCCGUCUUGGUCCAGUAACUGGCUCUUCAGGGCUUUGCCCAGCGGCCAGAACCUAGGAAACCAGGAGGGCACCUGGGGAGCCAGGAGACCUAAGGAUUUCGUUGGCAGAAACAUAUCCCAACCAGGAGCAGGGGGCAUGGACCACAGUGAGGGGUUCAUCCAAGCCCCAGCCGGUACCACGGUGCCUCAGGAACUGCUGGAAGAAAUGCUUUGGUUUUUUCGGGUGGAAGAUGCAUCUCCUUGGAAUUAUUCCAUCUUUGCCCUGGUGGGCGUGGUGGGCGUGAUAAGCUUCGUCCUCCUGGGAAGGAGCAUCCAGGCAAAGAGAAAUCAAAAGCUCCUGGGGAAAAACAAACCAGAACUCCAAGACUUGGCUGAGGCUGAAACCAGAGAUGACAAUAACCUGAACAUCCUAAAAGAGACUUUGCUCUCAGAAAAGCACAAUUUAGCCCAGGUGGAAAUUGAGUUAAAAGAGGGAGAUGCGUCACUGGUUCUCCUUCCAGACCCACAAGAAUCGGAGACCUAGUAAGAGUUCAGAGCCCUGCCCCAUGGUGCCAGCAGAUAAGAUGAACGAACUGCAAUCAAACUAAUAUUCUGUUAUGGGAUGGGGGGUAAGAAACACUUUU